UCCGUGCACGCUUACGUGAUCCGUUGAUUUGUGAGUGUUCCCGCUGGUUCUGUUGUUGUUUGAUUCAUUUUGCAAUUUCUAUUUCCUGAUCGAAUUGCUACUGUUUACCGGAGCUGCAGACUCGCUGUUUGCUCGUUCUAUGGCUGCCGUUGACAUCGUCCUUCGCCGUUCAACCCGAAUAGCACAACACCCUCAUCACCAUCACCACACGACUAAACGACGUCCUUCGAAUCACCCCGAAAUAAUAGAAGAAGGAGUUAAUUCUACCAGCGAGAAUGACGAGCUCACCCCACGUGCACUCAGAGCACUCAAACGUCAGCGUUUAGCGCUUGACUCGGACAGUUUUCUACUCUCUCAUAUAGAGGCACAUCAUCGGAGAAAGAGACGCAAAGAGAAUGACAAUACCAAUAUCGGGCAUGGUAACGUCGGGGAGCCACGCCAUAUUCCACCUCUCGCGCCGACAAUCAUCGAUCUACCUAUACAACCAGUUACAACUCAAGAAUCACUUCGCAGCGUGCUCACCGAUCAACCCAGUAUUUUAGCGCCCAAGGAUGACGACUCCAAGUCGGAGUCCAAGUCGACAACGGAACCCAAGUCGAUGACGGAGUCGACGGAGCCAGAACCAUUGAUGGAGCCCAAACCAACAGAGGCCAAGUUGUCGACGCCACUCGACCUUGACUCUUUAAUCCCACUAGAUCCUUUGCCCGAAUUCCCUUCACAUGACCCACCUUACACCAACUCUUCAGACUUUCAGUCAAACGCCACAUUUCCCACUGGCACAGAUAUCAACCCCUUCUCCUCCAAUACCAUCCCCUUCGGAUCGUCCCCGCCCGGUCCUUUCGGGUCAAAUCCAUUUCCCUCAAAUCCUACCUCCUUCCCCCCUGGCUUCUCUCACGAGUUCAUCCCCCAACCCAGCUUUUCUCCCUCCCAAGACAAUACCUUUUCAAACACAGCAUUCUCUAACCAAGAGUAUAACAAUGGAUACAACCAAUCCAACGGAUACCCCCAACAAGCCACCUUCUCCCAACCAAACUCGUUCGACUACACACCCGCUCCACACCGCGAUCGAGAAGUCAACAUCUGGAAAUUAGCAUGUCAAGAACGAGUGGAAUUCCUACUCCGCCGCUAUGGCAUAGACACUAUCAAAGCCCUUGUCGCAUCCGAAGCACGUGCCCGUUUCCCCUCCCCCAACACCCACCCCUCUAACACCCGUUUCCGUCUCUACACACCCGCUUCCUACCUCGAACGCGCAAGCUACACCUACAAGUCCGCAGAACUCGAAGCUGUUGAUUUUGAUAUGGACGACGAAGAGGAUGAAGAUGAAGAUCUGGAUGAAUGUGACCUUGGCGCCGACUACGAUGACGAUUAUGAUGAUGACGAAGAAGAUGCGGAGGGCGAGGACGGCUUGUUUUUGAUGGAUGUUGAUGGUGCUAAGGGGAUUGCGACACCUUGUGUCCCAGCGAUUGUGACCCCUACGGUUCCGACGGUUCCGACGAUUUUGCCGCCGAUAGUGUCAGUAGCGCCAACACCGCAGAAACAGGCUACGUCACCUCCGAGAUCUACCUCGCCGCCUGCGCUUGGUGGGCGGUCUUUAUUGGAUACCAUACCCACUCCACGCCUUUUGUGUGCGUCCCCGCCGUGUUCCCCUCCACGUCGAACUCCAUCUCCUCCUUCAACCCCUCAGCGUCUUCCUGCUACCUCAACCACUCCCACGACAUCAACGCCUACACAAACGCCUUCCUUAACGCCCGCAUCUAAUCAAACGCCCUCACCACCAACACCCCCACCAUUACAUCUCACAUCCACCCCCCAGACACCACCACCGAUACACUCACCCCAAAUGCCAUCCCCAACACCACCACAAAUACACCCGCCCACCUUCCCACGCACCCCACCCCUCUCCUCCCUCCACGUUACCAUCCUCUCCGAGCCUCCCCGCGCAUUCAUGGGGCGCGGCACUCCUCCUGAUAGGAGACGGCUGAGCGAGUGGGGGAGGUGGGGAUGUGUGCAGGUAUAUGGGAAGGGCGGAGAGAGGAGACGUUUAAGUUUAGGACAUGGGGAGAUCAUGUGCAUCUGCAUCAUGAGCAGCCUAUACAAUGUGGAGAGAGCUUGGGUAUGGGUAUGGAGCAGCUGCGCAAAGAGGAUAUAACAAGGCAUGAGAAUACACCACCUCUACACCUCACCGAACAUCAAUCCCCACACGCACCCCAACAACACGAUCACCCACAUCUGCAUCCUAACCCCCACGAAGACCCACCUCAUACACACGCUCACACUCACUCUGUACCAGGCGAAUGGACGAGUUUCCUAUUCGCGAUGCUU
Messenger RNA from Suillus subaureus, 2322 nucleotides. RefSeq lists its product as uncharacterized. NCBI's taxonomy places the organism in Eukaryota, Fungi, Basidiomycota, Agaricomycetes, Boletales, Suillaceae. The record is from RefSeq and is a predicted model, not a curated record. The transcript is spliced from 4 exons. Bases 140 to 2149 code for a protein of 669 amino acids.